Messenger RNA from Aegilops tauschii subsp. strangulata, 1429 nucleotides. RefSeq lists its product as uncharacterized. NCBI's taxonomy places the organism in Eukaryota, Viridiplantae, Streptophyta, Magnoliopsida, Poales, Poaceae. Gene Ontology annotation, molecular function: protein binding. The record is from RefSeq and is a predicted model, not a curated record.
UAGAUUCUGGACUCCUCCCCCCACCCAAACCCUCGCCUCCGCCGCACCAUCACCGUGCCGCCGCCGCCAGCGCUGAUGGACGGGCCCGUAGAGGAUCCCUUCCUCCGCCUUUCGCCGGAGCUCGUCGAGGAGGUCCUCCUCCGCCUUCCGCCGGAGGAGCCCGCCUGCCUCGUCCGCGCCUCCGCCGUCCGCAAGCCCUGGCGCCGCGUCCUCGCCAGCGCGGGCUUUCGCCGCCGCUACCGUGAAUUCCACGGACCACCUCCGGUCCUCGGGAUCGUCCAAGAGGACGCCAGCUUCCGCCCCAUAUCGGCGCUCCCUGCCCAGCCUGUCCGCUCCCGCUGGGCUAAAGUGAAGGCCCUGGACUGCCGCCACGGCCGCUACCUAUUCGAGUCCUACAGCCGGUACUUCGGGGAAGGGGAGCCCGUUUACAUAACCAUCGCGGACCCUCUGACGGGCCACGAGCUCCGCCUGCGCACACCGGUGGACGACGGCGUGCUCUGGUUCAGCGCGGCGGUGCUCUGCGCCGCACAAGGCUGCGACCACCAUGGUUGCCAAGGAGGGCACUUCUGUGUGGUCAUCGUGACCACCAAUCAUCAGAAAAAAGUCACAGCGGGAUGGAUGUACUCGUCGGAGACUCGUGUGUGGACCGAGCUCACCUCUGUUCAUCACCCCGAUAUCACCAAGUAUACCUAUAACCGAGGUUCGCCAAGCGUCCUUGUGGGUGAUGCACUCUACUUUGACUUGGAUGGCAUUAUCAAGUGCCAACUUGGUACACUUCGCUUGUCAAUGUUUGAGAGGCCGACCGAUGCCAAGGGGCAUGUCAUGACGGCGGAAGAUGGGGGGCUCGGAUUCGCUGCCGUGGUUGAUGUCACAAACCUGACCAUUUGGUCAAUGCAGACCGGACCAGAGGGAGCCAUGGGAUGGGCAAAACUCAGGGUAAUCGAUCUUACGACGCUGCUCCCUGACAGGGCCCUUUCGAUUCCAGCACCUGAAGAUGGAAUUAGUGGCAUCGCCGAAGGCACCCAAAUCAUUUUUGUGAGCUCAUGUGUUGGUACCUAUAUGGUCGAUCUCAAGUCAAGGCGAGUUAGGAAGGUAUCUGAUCCUGGCAGAAAAGUCUUUCCCUACAUGAGAUUCUACAUCCCAGCAAUGGAAGCAGCUUCUAUGGGCCAGGGGCAGUGAGCUGGUGCUUUAGUGUUUGUCAAGCUCUACUUGCUGGAGCAAGUUGGUGGAGGUGGAAGUAGUGAUGUUUUGCACAAGUAUGGCUCUGCAUCUGUGAGGUUACUGCUGGUGUUAGUUUUGGGCUCUGGAACUUCGUUAGCAAGUUGUUGCUUCCGUGCUUUGCAGUUUGUAAAGAUCUUUUCAGUCAUUUUGUGAUCUUGUGAAAUAUGCUGACACGAGCGCGACUCAAAGAUUGUUUGCCAUGGGAAAA